Molecule: messenger RNA, 731 nt
Organism: Drosophila innubila
Lineage: Eukaryota; Metazoa; Arthropoda; Insecta; Diptera; Drosophilidae
Exons: 5
Coding region: 1-714 (237 amino acids)
Source: RefSeq, a predicted model, not a curated record
AUGAAUUGGUAUUUUUGGAUCUUUUUGCUUUCUGUUCCAGCCACUUUUGUGGUGGAGACAGCGCUGCUUUAUCCCACAAAUUCGGAAUAUGGUAUUUUUAUGGCCAUAUCCGUGCCCGUUAGCCUGCCACAUCGUAAUGUUUUUCUUUCCUAUAAUUACGAGUUUAAUUACUAUCAGCCGGAGCACGUGUACAAAUUUCCACCAAUUUUGAUGGGAAAUGACUUUGCUGAUGGCUAUCUAACGUAUCCCACCUUUGAUAAUGCCAAUGGCAGACAGUGUGACAACUGUACAGUGAGCACUAAUAGUACAGCAACGACGACGGAGACAAAAAAGACAAAGACGUUGGAAACGGGACGUCAAAAGCGAGAACUAUCGCUGAUGACAAGAAAAACAUUCUAUGCCAUGCUAAGGGAUAAGCUAGAGAGAUCUGGUUACCCUCCUGAGGCUUGUCUGUUGCGAUUGAUUUGCGAAACAAAUGAUUCAACGCUGGGAGAGAUCAAUGGUCUGCUUGGCAACAUUGUGCACAUUAUAUUCACGCCGAGCAGCUCCAGGGAUGAGCAGCUGCCCUCUGUCUACUACCAAGCCGAGUCGGAUGGACUGCAGCAACAAUGUGCGGCAUACAACAACGAUUGUCCACAUAAUGUCUUGGACUUGAUUUCAGCGCCUGUCGAACAGAUUCUAAAAGACAUUGCAAAUAGAUCUCGUAGAAAAUAAACUAGAAAAGCUGCUUC